Molecule: messenger RNA, 3741 nt
Organism: Adineta steineri
Lineage: Eukaryota; Metazoa; Rotifera; Eurotatoria; Adinetida; Adinetidae
Source: the annotation of a GenBank genome assembly
AUGGCAGAAACAACACAACAUAUCCGUAUCAAUGGUAUGACAUGUCAAAGUUGUGUAAAAAAUAUUGAAAAUACAGUAAAUAAAUUAACUGGAGUUGAAUCAAUUAAAGUUUCAUUAGAAGAAAAAUUGGGCACGGUCAUUUUCAAUUCAAAUGAUAUUCAUAUAAAUGAUAUUGUUAAACGUAUUAAUGAUAUGGGCUUCGAAGCUGAACUUAAUCAAAUAAAUAUAAAUGACAAUCUUGACCUUGAGUUAGGUGGAAUAUCAGAUGAAAAUAUUCCGACUGCUAUUGAACGUAUAUCAUCAAUAGAUGGAGUUUUAAAUGUUAUUUUUCCUUUGAAAAAUGAUAGUUCACAUGUUAUAAUAUCCUAUGAUAAAAAUCAAACAGAUCCCUAUAGAGUUUAUCAAAAAAUUCAAUCAAUUGGCUAUAAAGUUAAUCCAAAAUUAGAAAAUAUUUCUCGAGCUUAUUUACGAGUACAAGGAAUGCAUUGUAAUUCAUGUGUUAUGAAUAUAACACAAACAGUUGAAGAUUUACCAGGUAUACAUCAUAUUAAAGUAUCAUUUGAUGAUCAAUCAGCAAAUAUUUUAUAUGAUCCAAAUAUUAUUCCUUUAUCAACUAUUAUUGAUGAAAUUCAAGACUUAGAUUUUCAAGUUGCUAUCAUAAUACCCAACGAAAUCGAUAAAUCAAAAGAUACAACUGAGAGUUCGCCUGUGCCGAUAUUGGCAGGUGAAACUAUUCGCCGAUCAACUCGAACUAUAAAUGUUCAACGAACAAAUAAUAAUGAUGAUUCAGAAAUUUGUUUUAUAAGUAUAAUCGGCAUGACAUGUGCUAGUUGUGUUGAUUCUAUCCAACGAAAUCUUGCUAAAGUUGAAGGAAUUCAAUCUGUACUUGUUGCACUUUUGUCAAGUAAAGCUGAAGUCAAAUAUAAUCCUGAAUAUAUCAUUCCAUCUCAAAUUGCUCAUUUAAUCAAUGAACUUGGCUUUCGUGCUGAAGUACUUGAAGUAAUGGAACGUGGUGUAGAUAUGAUUGAUUUAAAUAUUGAAAACAUGACAUGUGCAUCUUGUGUACGAAAAAUUGAAACAUCUAUUGCAAAAUUACCUGGAGUACAUAGUGCUGAAGUUGCAUUAUUAACUCAUCGUGGUAGAUUUAAAUAUGAUUCAUCACAAAUUGGUCCAAGAGAUAUUAUUCGUGAACUUGAUGCUAUUGGUUUUCCUGCAGCUUUAAUAGAUGAAGAUUCCAAAGCAUCCAGUUCCGCUAAAAUCCAUCAUCGUGAAACUCUACGAUGGAGAAAUUCGUUUUUACUUUCGGCAAUUUUUGGCAUUCCAGCUAUGAUAAUAAUGAUGGCAUUUAUGUUUAAAUGGAAUCAUGAAGAUGCACCACAAGUAAUACGUGGUCUGUCCUUAGAAAAUCUUAUUAUGUUUCUCCUAUCAACACCGGUCCAAUGGAUAAGUGGUCGUUAUUUUUAUAUUCAAGCAUUUAAAGCAUUAAAACAUCGUUCAGCUAAUAUGGAUGUUUUAAUUGUUAUGGCAACUACUACAGCAUAUGUUUAUUCAUGUAUUGUUGUUAUAUUUAAUAUUACACAAGGUCUUCCAAGUCCAGUCACAUUUUUUGAUGUACCACCAAUGCUUAUGAUGUUUGUUGCACUUGGUAGAUGGCUUGAACAUAUAGCUAAAGGAAAAACAUCUGAUGCUCUAACAAAAUUAUUAUCAUUACAACCUCCACAAGGUUUAUUAGUACGUAUAGAUGAACAAACUGGAACAAUUAUUGAAGAAAAAACAAUUCUUGCUAAACUUAUUCAACGUAAUGAUAUAUUAAAAGUUUUACCAGGUGGAACAAUUCCUACUGAUGGUCGAGUUAUUGAAGGUACAUCAACAUGUGAUGAAUCUUUAUUAACAGGUGAAGCAAUGCCAGUUGAAAAAACUGUUGGCUCACAAGUUGUUGGUGGUACAAAGAAUUUAAAUGGUAUGCUUUUAAUUUGUGCAACACAUGUUGGUCAUGAAACAGCACUUAAACAAAUAAUUAAAUUAGUUGAAGAAGCUCAAACAUCUAAAGCACCUAUACAAGCAUUAGCCGAUACAAUUGCUGGUUAUUUUGUACCUGUUGUUGUUGGUGUUUCUUGUAUAACAUUAAUAUCUUGGAUUGUUAUUGGAUAUACUCAUUAUGAUCAAAUACAAAAAUAUUCAAUGUAUCAUCAUUCUAUGAUGGGUGGAAAUUCUACAAUGAAACAUCAUCCAGGAAAAGAACCAACUAAAAUAGAAGUUGUACUUGAAUUAGCAUUUCGUUUUGCAAUUACCGUUCUUUCCAUUGCUUGCCCAUGUGCACUUGGCCUUGCAACACCAACAGCGGUUAUGGUUGGUACUGGUGUUGGUGCUUCUCAAGGAAUUCUUGUUAAAGGUGGUGAACCUUUAGAAGCCGCUCAAAAAAUUCGUACCAUCGUUUUCGAUAAAACUGGUACAAUAACACAGGGUAAACCAACAGUUGUCGAUAUACGUCUCUUUCUUCAAAAUGAUCCUUAUUGGACAUUAAAACGUUUAUUAGCAAUAGCUGGUACAGCUGAAAGUGGUUCGGAACAUCCAUUAGGUAUGGCUAUACGAAAAUCUUGUAAAGAUUAUUUUGGCCGAGAACAAUUUGGGCAUUGUGAAGAUUUUAAUGCUGUUUGGGGUUAUGGUUUAAGUGCAAAAGUUAGUCAAAUUGAAUUUUUAAUGGAGAAAAAUAAUGGUGCAGGUGAUAAUGUAUCAUUAAAUGACAAAACUUAUGCAGUUUUAAUUGGAAACCGAGAAUGGAUGGAAAGAAACAGUAUCCAUGUAACUUUUGAAAUUGAUUCAGCUAUGACAAAACAUGAACAUGAUGGUCAUACGGCUGUAUUAAUUGCUAUUGAUGGUAAAAUUAUCAGUAUGAUUGCAAUUGCUGAUCGUAUAAAACCAACAGCACCAUUAACAAUAUUUGCUCUUCAAUCUAUGGGUCUUGAAGUUUUACUUGUAACCGGUGAUAAUGUGAAAACAGCUCGUGCAAUAGCUGCACAAGUCGGUAUAAAAAAUGUCUAUGCUGAAGUAUUACCAACACAAAAAGAACGUUUUAUUGCUACAUUGAAAGAAAAUAGUCGUAAAGGUGAUAAAGUAGCAAUGGUUGGUGAUGGUGUUAAUGAUUCUCCGGCAUUAGCUCGUGCUGAUGUUGGUAUUGCUGUUGGUACAGGAGCUGAUGUCGCUGUUGAAGCUGCAAAUGUUGUUUUAAUUCGUGAUGCACUUGAAGAUGUUCUCGGUGCAAUACUUUUAUCAAAAAUAACUGUUCGAAGAAUACGAUUAAAUUUUUUAUUUGCAACUGUUUAUAAUCUCAUUGGUAUACCUGUUGCUGCUGGUGUAUUUCUUCCAUUAGGAGUAUCUUUGAUGCCAUGGAUGGCAUCAGCUGCUAUGGCAUUAUCUUCGGUUAGUGUUGUUAUGUCAUCAUUAAUGUUACGAAAUUAUCGUAAACCAGAUAUACAAACGUAUGAUAAUCAUGAAUUUAUUCUUUGGUCGAUGAAUAAAGGAAAAAAUAUUAAUGUUCAUCGUGGAAUUGAUGAUCUCGAACGAACACCUAAUGGUUCAUUGGUAUCAAGUUUACGUGGCAGUCGUCUAGCACAAAUCUUCUCUGGAGCGGUUUCGGCUGUGAAACAACAAGCAUCGAAUUCAUUUUAUGAUAAACAAAAAGCUGCAUUAUUACUCAAUACAAAUUCAUUAGAUGAUGAUAUGGAAAUGCAUGUCGUAUGA